This is a messenger RNA of Daucus carota subsp. sativus, 1205 nucleotides long. RefSeq lists its product as uncharacterized. The transcript is spliced from 6 exons. The record is from RefSeq and is a predicted model, not a curated record. Gene Ontology annotation, molecular function: DNA binding. The coding region runs from base 115 to 1167 and encodes 350 amino acids. Lineage: Eukaryota; Viridiplantae; Streptophyta; Magnoliopsida; Apiales; Apiaceae.
AUCUCCGUUCACUUUUCCACAUCCCAAUACCUAUAUGCUUUUGUCUUAAUAACUUAGGUUAUAUUCUUCUUCUCCCUCAAGUUUCUGAGUAACAAAAACUGUGUGAGGAAGAAAAUGGAGACCGAAAUAGAGUGGCCAACAUACGUGCGCGAUUUCUUCAAGGUGCUAACAUGUGAUGAUUGUUCUUCAAACGAAUUGCCUCUUCCACACAAAUUCUGUGACAUGCAGCAAGAUAAUCUUAGUGGAAGUUGGAUACUUUCCAUCAGGAAUGGGUAUCAGAUUCAUGUGGUUUAUGAUCGGCAAAGUAUGAAGUUGUUGGGUGUGAGUGAUUUAUUUUCUGAUUUUGGGCUUAUCGGUGGUGAAAUCUUGCUGUUUGAAUCGGUGGAUUUGCGAGUGUUCAAUGUCUAUAUAAUGGGUGAAGACGGCUGCGAGAUCCAGUACCCUGAAGUUGUUCAUAGGUCCCAAAUUUGCUGUCCGGUGCCAGUUUCGAUAAGUGAUGGAGGCUGGAAGUUUGUUAAUUUCAUCAGUCUUGCUUUUCCAACAGAGGACAAAGUUGCCCCCCCUAGAUCAUUUAUGCGGAUGUUCGGUUCCGUAAUCCCUGAGUGGUUCAUUUACAAAACGAAGGAUAAUGGUAUUUUCGGUGGUCAUUACGAAUUUCUCGAGCGCAAGCUAUCUGGAAUGAGGCGUGUAUGUGAAGUGUUGAGAUUGGUUGAUUUUAGUUUGCUGGAAUUAAUGGUUUUUACUUAUGAUGGUGGGCGUGUUUUCAAACUGAACUUGUUUGAUGGACAUAAUGUGGAGAUAGGGUUAGAUGUAAAUGUGGUUGUCUCGGGUUCUUUAGCUUCGACACUUCGGCAGUGUUUACACUUUAAGAUUGAGGUGAUGCCAUCUCAUAUGUUACGUUAUUGUCAUGGUGUGUGUGUUCCAACCCAGUUCCAACGUCUAACCGCAUCAUGGAAGAAGAAGGACAAAAUACGUGUGUACCGAGGUGGAAUGUCGUGGGAGUUUGAGAUUCGAAAGCGACGUCCGGGGAAUCAAACUGCUAUCCAUGGCGGUUGGAUAGAGUUUCGUCAAGAAAUUGAGCUUAAGGUUGGGGACUGUUGUUUUUUUUGGUGCCUUGAUGAAUCUAAUCAUCAUUUCAGGCUUGAAAUUGUGAAGUCAUCUGGUUGAUAGAUUUGAAUAUGUUGUGAUGGUAACUGUAUGAAUCU